AUGUCUACUGUGUGCUCCACAGCAGGGUAAGAUCACGGACGGUUAUAUGUGCGUGAAUUAGUUAAAGGUGAUAGUGGACUUUCGCCGUGUCUACCACAACCUCUACUCCUCCCUCACUUGAACCCGCUGUCAAAACAGAGUCUAGGACACCGGAGACUGGAGGGGUGGACGCAGGUCGCUGGAACGGCGCUAAUUCACUCCUAUAUCCAAUAAAGUUGUCACUCUACAGCAAGGAUAUGCUUUUCUCAGGCGGAGCGAAUUCUAAAUGCGUGCAUGUUCAUCCUGUCUAUUCAACAACCGUUUGUCAGUGCAGAUUAACUUUCGCCCCUAAUUAAUAAGCAAAAUUUCGUCAGUGUUCUCAUAAAGCGAAAACAGUUGGGCAGUUAUUAUUAGUGCUACUCUUCAAUAAGCAAGAAUUUCAAGUUAUCUUUCGGAAGUACAGUGCCACAUGCUGUCGAACGAGGCAUAUAAAACACGCUAUUGUCCACUGUGACAGAGACUCGGACACUGCUGGUCUCGAAAGCGCUGCACCUCGUGUGCUUAAACAACGCGGUUCUAAAAGUAAUAUGUGUGAACAUUGUCUGGGCACUCUCAUUCCGAACAUCUAGCACUGCCCAUUGCUCUUACGCUCCGUAUUUUUCUAUCAUUUACAGUAAGUGUGCUAACUCAUGAAAUGUCGGCCGAAAUUUCGAAAUGCGUUCCAGUUACCUCAGGAUGCCUUUAUUCAAACGAACGUAUUUUCAACUGCAUUUAUGAACUACUAUCUUUAAAAAAUGACUACUUUAGUAGCAUACAUUUUUCUUGCUGAUCUUCGAUGCCCUUAAAACCUCAAUUAUAUAUCGUGAAAAGUGCAUAAAAAUAUUCAAUCUUUUAUUAAUUCGAUAGAAACGUACGUCUUCGUUCAAUUUUCUACUCGAAGGAAGAGUGGGAUCCAGUUUCGAAAAAGUUUUUAAUUGUAAGAUUUUUUAAUAUUUUAAAUGGCCGUUCAUAAAUCGUCAUGUCUGUGCAUUUACCAAUUUUGCUUGUAAAGUUAACAAUAUGGAUCAAAUUCACUGCUAAAUUUUACGAACCCCAUAUAAUCCUUUCUUAUUACCGUAGAGAAAUAAGUAGUUCUCCGUAUGUGGAAAAAUACGGCUUGUAGUUUGUAAACCCAGAAUCCAAGUGUAAAGAAAAGGCGGGUUGAAAGUUAUUUGGAAAUUUGAAAACUUUGUGAAAACCGAAUUAUACCCUUCCUCCAAUUAUAAGGUUAGAUGAAAACGUAAUUUUCUGCCGAAUGAGAAGAAUAAUGGAUAUUUUUAUGCAUGUUUUCAUAAAAUAUAAUUGGGCAUAUAGGGGCAUCGAAAAUCAAUGAAAAAAACUCAUGCUACAUAAGUAGUCAUUUUUUUACAGAGUGCAGUUUUUGCAUGCAGCCGGAAGCAAGUUUAUUCGAAAUCCGGCAUCCUGAGGUAAGUGAAAUGUUACAGAAUUAGGUUGCGGGCUGCCCAGUUUUACAACCCCACAUAAUGAAUAUUUUCGAAGCGAAAAGGCAUUUUGUAAUUUCAGUGGACACCUCAUGAGUUAGCCCACCUACGGUAUAUCCAAUAGAAAUAUCACUCUACAGCAAGGUUACGCUUUUCUCGGGCGAAGCAAGUUUUACAAAUGUACCGCAAUGCGUGCAUGGUCAUCCUGUCUAUUCAACAGCCGUCAGUUAGUUCAGACUAACUUUUGUCUCCAAUUACUUAACAAGUCUCGUCAGUGUUCUCAUAAACCGAAAACAGUUGGGUAGUUAUUUUUAUUGUUAUUUCUAAAUUUGCAAGCAUUUCAAGUGAUCACUCCGAGGUGCAAGUUCAUAUGCUGUCGAACAAGGUAUGUAAAACACGUUAUUUUCUACUGCAGCAGAAUCUCGAACACCGCCAGUCCCCAAAGCACUGCCCCUCGCGCACUUGAACAGCCAGGUUAUAAAAGUACUCUGUCUGAAUUUUGUCUGGGCACUCUCAUUCCGAACACCCAGUAUUGCUGAUUGCUUUAACGCUCCGUAUUUUUCUAUCAUAUAUGUCAUUUUUCCCCGUUAAAUAAGUCUCUUUUCGUACAGGCUUUCAGGCACGACGGUUUAGUUUAUGGCUUCCAAUUCAAAUCGCCUCUAAUUGUCCUCCCUCCCCCCCCCACCCCCAUCGUUUCUUCUUUCCGUGUUAACACGUUGACUGCCUCGGCAGGGCACACCUGCACACACCUGCUUCCCGCAAGCAGCCCACUCUGUGCAGCCUAAUAAAUCUGCACUGCCGCGAAUCAGGGACGUCUACCCUCCGCCCCCCCCCCCUUUCUACCUCGAUUGCGGUCGAACUGUGUGUGAGGAGGCAAGCUGGCUGGACUAAGCAGAUGCGCUAAAGUUGGGGGUAGGUAGGCCAGCAAGCUGGAAGGAAAGUGUGAACGGAGUAGUGGAAGGAGACUGUGGUGAGAGAAGCCCUGAUUGGCGGUUAACGCACAGGUAUAAAAGAAAUUGGGGAAAAGAGUAGGAGGCGGGAGAAAGGAAAGAGAUGAACAUCUGGGAGAGGGAGGGGGAAGAGGGUGGAAAAAUGUGGGAAGAUUAGGAAGGAGUUUCGCAGGGCGCUAAUUCGCGACGUAAUUUGCCACGUGUUUCUGCGCAGAUACCUGGGCGGCUCGAGUCGAACAUCCUCCCAUCUGCCCACGAAGGAAUCCACCACACCCCUCCACCCUUUCACUAAUUUCCGUUCUUUCGGAGUUCUUCCCAGAAACUCCACCGCGACCGUCCUGUUUGCAGUUUGUGCUGGAAAGGCCUGCGCGAUCGAAUUGGUCGCAAAUGCAUCCAGCAGGAUUGAUGGACAGAGAAAAAAACGGAGCAUGCUUUUUGGCCUGAUGGAGUCGCCCAUGGUGUGCAUUUAUGGAUGUGUAAACGGGACUGUUAGUGUUUUUGGAUACAGCCACGUAUGUAUUUGGGUCUUUUAAGGUCGUUAUUUAAAAAGAACAACCCCAUACAUAAGGUAAAGUCACUGGCCAACUCGAUCAAGGGCAGCGAAAAUGCCUCACCCUACCACUUACGUACCUUCUGCUGCAUAAAACGUACACAAUUGCAUUAUGAAAUUUCCAAACUCAAGCGGUCAAAUCAUAGCGCAGAACUAAUUUUUAAGGUCGCUGUAUUGAUUUCUCCGAAUUUGUUUUUGGUUUUUCACACAAAUACUACUGAAGGGCUUUUCAAAAACUUCCCAGAUCGUUAACGAUUUUAGUAGAAUGCGCUUUUAAAUUUAAUAUAAGAGAACGUACAGAGAAGAGUAGCAUUAUGCAUUAUUUUCUGCAUGUUGCCGCGUUCUUGUUUAAAAUGACAUUAAAGGUUUGCAUGUCGCUUGGAAUUCAGAGAUGCGUUAUUUGUCUGCACUCAAAUUUUUGCUGACCUAAAUACGUUUACUUAGAAUACUUCUGGAAAACGUUUUCAGUCUUUUUCGAAAAAAAACAUGCGUCUGGGCCUUACCUUUGUGCCUGCGCUAUCAUUACGGUACACAACGCAGUAUUUGCUAGUUAUGCAUCUUUUUGUCCAAACAUCUCCGAUCUUUUAAAAAAAUAAUACGAAACAGCUCCUGUUUAAUUUACCGGACAAUUAAUUUCCUGCAAAAAAUGCAUUUGAAAGUCUAGCAGCAAUUAAAGAGAAGAUCAAUGAGCGCGUGUAUUGAGAUGCAAAACAUCCUGUGAUCUAAAAGGUUUUGACAAAACAUAAGACUCUGAACCGACCGGGAAAUUUAACGAAUCAGAUGCAUCGGUCUCUGCUAAGUAGGCCCAAGCAGUCGAAAACUAGAAACAACUUUAUCUAAACGAACCGCGAAAUAAUAAAAGGGAAGGGGAUUUGGGUGCGCUGGGAUGAAUCCAAAAUACCGACUUCCGAGUUUUCUUUCAAGAUUAUGUCCACUGCGCAGACCUCGGCGCGCCUUCUGACUCUCUGAAGGCUCAGUAUAUUUUCUUUAUAACCGUUGAUACUAGCAUGCUUUUUUAUCAUCAAAAAUCCGCCAAGAUUGUAAAUCAACUCUCUAUCUACUCAGAAGCUGGACAACUGCAUUUUUGAUUUCAGUAAAAUGAGUUAUUCCACUUUGCAUAACAAACAGAAAAUGUCGUGAAAAAGGAGACACGAUCGUUGGGACAAGAGCUCUAUUCGCCUAGCGUUUCGAAUUCCUGCUCGAACUAAUCAUCAGAGACAAUAGCAGACACGGCUGGUUCAAGCACAAGCGCCUGCAGUAUUUAUAGGAUGCAGUUGCCGUGUUAAAGUGCUCCCUCCCUCACAAGGGAUCAAUGCACUUGAUACGGUGAUUGUUUGAUGGUCGAUAUUCGCGCCGUUAUUCGCUGCAAUUUCAUCAAGUGUGCUGGAUGUUGAUGCGAUGAUUGCUCGGCCAUCUAACCCACUGACCCUGGUGUUGGGAGCAGUGUUCACCUGUGCGCUCCGCGCGUGGAUAAUUACUCCGCCUAGGCAAAGUCAGCAUGGACUAUGCAAAGGGGAAUUUCGUUGCACUUGUUGAUGGACUGUGGACCAGUGAUCCAUGACUCAAGCAGCUCGCGGUUGCCACCUCUAGCAAGAACUUCGGCCUCGUCGAAUUUGAAUGUGUAGCCGGAUCUCAUUGAAUGAGCCGCAGCCUGAGAUCUGGCGUCAUUUCUCCGCACUGCUGCAUCGUUUUCAGCCAUUCGCGUUCGGAGCUGUCUUCCGGUUUCUCCGACGUAGUUGCUUUGUCCGCGACUGCACCAGAUCCGAUAAAAACAGAAAAUGUGCUAAUCUCUAGCAUUCGUUUCUACUAAUAGAUCAUAGUAUAAAUUCGAUCCAGAUAUGACUUUUUGUAAGUCGCAGCAGUAAAUGCAAUUAUGAGUGACAAAGGGUUUUAUAGACACUUGCCAUCUGGUAACAAUCGGGAGAGGGCACCCAAAUAUUCGUUGCCUAUAAAUAAUAUUUGCUAUAUCUAUUUGAGUAGGUUAUGGCCCUAUAUAUUUGUCUUUUCAUCCGACCUCAAUUUUAUCUGAUCUGAAGUGCGCAUGUUGCCUCACUUAGAGCAUCAUAGUCUCCAACAGUUGAGAUGCGACCGCUGCAGACCGGGCCAUAGUUAAUCAAUCUUGACCUAGGCGUACACGGCUGAAGAUUGACAGCAGUAAUGGAGUUGCGGCUAAAUCUACCCUUGAGAGUUGGGAAACGAUUGCUGUGUACUCUCCAUUGGUUUGCCAUCCUUCACAUUCGCAUGCCUAGGUCACGAGCGACGACAAUAAUUCGUUUGCGACUUACUUUAGACCAGCAUAGCUUAGGAAAAUUGGAGAAUGAUCGCUUUAGACCCAUCGUAUGUUUACCAAACUUGACAUUAUCUUCCACAGUUGAAGAUCAAGCGCAGUAGUCGAUAUGCGGCUAAAUCUAUGGUAGCAUACGUUAAAACACUUACGAUUCGAUCGCUGUGGACCGGCCCUUUGGCUUAUCCAUUAUGACCAUUUCUUCAUUAGGUGAGGAAUGACUUCAGUUGUAGGUAGGCGGCUCAAUCUAUGGCGCCAUACCCUUUGAACAGUUUCAAAACGAUCGCCGUAGACCCACCCUACGUUAAACAACUUUAAUUUAAGCUUUCACUGCUGACAAGCGACCGCAAUAACCCCUAUGCGGAGUAUUCUAUAUUAGCUUACCUACGGACAACUGCAAUACGAUCGCCGUUGACCGAGCACUUGGAUUAUCCACUUUUACCAAUACAUCCAGAGAUCUAGGGCUACCGCAGUCGCCAGUGUGCGGCUCAGUCAAUAGCUGCAUAGCUCAGGACAGUUGCGAUAAGAUCGCUGCUUUGGCCAGCAGUAUUUUUUGGGUGCCCUCUCCCGAUUGUUACCUGCCAUCUAACUCAUUUUGCUUCAAGCGUCGGCGUUGAAAGGUAAUGAAAUAUAUGAAAUCAGGAGAUUUGGAAAAGCUUAAUGCUCUGCUAACGCACAGAAACAAGAAUUUGAGAAGCAGAAAAAUCUGUGAAUCUCUCAGCCGAUCUAAUUUGUCCUCUCACGGAUAUAUUUUAAUCGCUGAAUUUCCUCCUCUACUGAUUACUCUUUGACGGCUUUUCUCCUUCUUCUUCUUCUUCUUCUGUCAAACGGAAGCAUUCGAAAAUUGUUUAAACGGUUUUGUGGGACGUUUAGGCUCUUAAGCGUUCCUGGUGCAGUAUUCCGAGUCCUAACGGUUAGAUUGUAGGCAUUUUAUUUCAGUUCUUUCUAAAGUAACCAAAUGCGUCUAUUUGGGAAGUUAUUAGAAACUCCUGCACACAGAUUCGAUCCUUUCAGGGACCUAUGACGGAACUAUGGACAGCAAGCGAGUAGCUUCUUUAAAAUGUCCUCAAUAGUGUAGAAUAAGUGACAUACACUCGUAAUAGUGGCAAUGGGAUUGGCUGAAUUAUAUGAAACCAUGAAUUACAAAACUUGAAAAAGAACAGAUCCGAAAAUUAGCAAUUGAUUGUUAAGCCCACUGUAUUUGUCGGGAAUGAAUCGCAUAUUUAUUAUUUCAGCCUCUUUCGUUUCUUUAGAGAUGUUGUCACAUUUGAAAGCCUAGGAAAUCAAUAACUACUCCAUUAGCUAUUGUAUUCUACUGCAAAUUUUUCACAGAUAUGUAAUAUUACAUUCUAUUGCACAGCCAAAGCGCUUUCCAGAACUGUCAUUUCUCUUGAAUUUUUUUAACCAAAAACUCCCUUUUGCAGUCGGCAAACCUUUGCAAAGUGCAUAAUGCAUUCAUGCAGCAGAAAAACAGGGCUCUACGCCCAAAACGCUGUUGGCAUAAUGGCUGCGCAAAAAACCAUAUUCACACCGUCAGCCAGAUAAUAGUUGAGCUUAUGUCGGCAAGUGCAUUCACCCUCUGCGUCUGCUUUUAGCGCUGUCGAUUUGCAGCCUAUUUUUCGCAAUACCUGCCCAGAGACGGAAGAUGAUUAACUUUAGUUUGUUUACCAAUCCGUUUCCAUCUCCUGAUCAGAAUUAUUCUGCAAGCCUAUUUGCCUCACGUACUUUCGUGUGACGGAAAGUGUAUGUGGAAACACUUGAAAAUAUUAAAAUUUAAAGGAUUAAGAGAGACUGAACAAUUUCACUGGUCACUAGCAACGAUCUAUGGUUUUUAUUCGGACUUCAGCGGCGAAUCAACGUUCGACCCCAUUCGCUGUUGAUUUCGGAUCAGCGGAGUUACACUUGGCGCAAAACGAAAUGCAACAGCUGGUCCUUUCAAUUAUUGUAAUUGAUGCAAAGUCUAAAGCAAACACCAUCCCCAAAAUGUUUUUAUCAGUCCCGUGUUUUGACAGGGCAUUCAAAAUAAAGAAACACCACGAGCGAUUACCACUGAAACGGCGUAUGUUGCAUUGCCAAGACGAUACUUUAAAAGACGUCCUUUUGGCAACCCAAUCUUCAGUAAAAUUCAUUUACUCUAAGCAGAUUGUCAAGUCACAGUUCGACUGUCUGUCGGACGUUGUUUACCUUUCGUUCCAGGGCUAAAUAAAGCAGGCACAAUGACCUGCGCGUUGUUUGGCUUAUAGUGAUGGUAGACUUGCACAGCAUCUACCGCACUCCCUCCCCCGCGUGAACCGGGUGUCAAGACAUAGUCAAGAAGACCGGAGGCGGGAGAGGGCGCAGGUGGCUGGCACAGCUGAACCCUCAUCUAGGCGUGUCGCCACACAAUCUGGUCUGGUCGGAGAAUCGUCUUGAACGCGCCAAAGUCCUUUAGCUCCUGAAUUUCUGUCUCAGGACCUACUUCACGUUCGACGGGACAAUCUACGAACAGGUGAAGGACACACCAAUGGGUUCGCCGAUUUCGGGGUUCAUCGCCGAGGCGGUCCUGCAACGGUUAGAGUCGCUGGUCUUCCAACACCACAAACCGAAGUUCUGGGCCCGGUAUGUGGAUGACACCUUCGUCGUUAUCGAUCGGGAUCAACUGCCGACAUUCAAGGAACGUCUGAAUGCGGUCUUCCCGGACAUACAAUUUACGAUGGAGGAGGAAGAGAACAACCAGCUGGCCUUCCUGGAUGUCCUCGUAUGCCGCAAAGAUUGUGGUGGACUAAAGACCAAAAUGUUCAGGAAAGCUGAAAUACGAUGCAACUACUGA
Spirometra erinaceieuropaei is the source of this 8053-nucleotide messenger RNA. NCBI's taxonomy places the organism in Eukaryota, Metazoa, Platyhelminthes, Cestoda, Diphyllobothriidea, Diphyllobothriidae. The record is from the annotation of a GenBank genome assembly.